This is a messenger RNA of Aureobasidium uvarum, 885 nucleotides long. The record is from the annotation of a GenBank genome assembly. NCBI's taxonomy places the organism in Eukaryota, Fungi, Ascomycota, Dothideomycetes, Dothideales, Saccotheciaceae.
AUGGCACCCAACGACCGCAUCUCCCAAAUCGCUUCCCACCUCAACUACCCCCGAGGUCUCCUGGCCGGCCAAGUCGCUAUAGUGACUGGAGCAGGUCAGGGCAUUGAGNCAGAAACCGCACGUCUGUUCGCCAACGAGGGAGCCAAAGUCGUCAUCUCAGACAUUGACGGUGAGAAGGCUGCCACUGUGGCCAACUCGAUCAACAGCAGUGGAGGCAAGGCAUUGGCCGUCGCUGGCGACAUGCUAGACGACGCCUACCUCAAGACCCUCGUCGAAAAGACUGCCGAGUUUGGCCAAGGAAAGAUUCACAUCAUCGUCAACAACGCAGGCUUCACCUGGGACGGUGUAAUCCACAAGGUAUNNACGACAGACAAACAAUGGGACACCAUCAUGUCCCUCCACGUCUCGGCCCCCUUCAAACUCAUCCGCAACGCCGCCCCAUACUUCCGCGUCAAAGACCAAGCCCCCAGAAACAUCAUCAACAUCUCCUCAACCUCUGGCCUGCACGGCAACGCAGGCCAAGCAAACUACGCAGCCGCAAAAGCAGCAGUCACGGGCUUGACAAAGACAAUCGCCAAAGAGUGGGGUCCGGCUUUCGGUGUGCGCUGCAACACCGUGGCUUUCGGUCACAUCGCUACUAGACUUACGGCUGCAAAGGAGGAGGGCGCUUUUGUGACUACGCCGGAUGGUGAAAAGAUUGCUUUGGGUAUCCCCGGUGCGCAGAAGAAGGGGAGAGAGGAAGGUGCUGGUGCAUUCAAGGAUAUUCCUCUGGGAAGACCUGGCACUGCUACCGAAGCUGCUGGCGCCAUCUUGGGUGUUGUCAGCCCUUACUUCUCGUACGUUAGUGGUCAGACCAUCAGCGUCACUGGUGGACGCAACAUCUAA